Molecule: messenger RNA, 621 nt
Organism: Caenorhabditis remanei
Lineage: Eukaryota; Metazoa; Nematoda; Chromadorea; Rhabditida; Rhabditidae
Exons: 5
Coding region: 1-621 (206 amino acids)
Source: RefSeq, a predicted model, not a curated record
AUGGAAGUGCGAAGAAUGCUAGAAGACACCAAUCAAAGGCAUGCUCAAAUUGAGAGAAUGACGAAAGAAGCAGCAAUCCGACAUAAUCAAAUGAAUCCUGACGGUCAAAUAUUAUCUGGGAGAGAUAACGGAGGAACUAAUCCAUCCGUACCUAUCCAACCACCUAUUCCUGCUCCCAUUCCACCACCACCUCUUCCAACAGAACAGCCACAACAAGUCAUUAUUCGAACAGCUCCACCACCAACUAUCGAGGAUGAUCGAACGUUUUUAGCGAAAAUGUCAGAACAAGAAGCUCUUGUGAAUCAAUUAAAUUCAAUUGCCACCAGAGAAGCAGUCGCUAGAAAUGGUUUAUUGGUUAUGGAAGGUGCACUUCUAAACGCCCUCCGACCGAUCACAAUGCCAUUCCUAGGAGGACAGUCUAUUCCUGGACAUUUCGUUCCUUUCCAAAGAAUGCAAAGGCCAAUCGAACAGUCUCCUGUUGAUAACAACAUUGAAGUGCAAGCAAGACCACCUGCUCAGCAACUUCCGAUGAGAGCCAAGAACUUGGAGACGUAUGAAUUUCAAAUGGAUGACGAAUUGGCUGAAAUGAUUAUAAGAAAUGAAACAAGACAAGCUAAUUAA